Astyanax mexicanus (Mexican tetra) is the source of this 8274-nucleotide messenger RNA. RefSeq names its product protein KIAA0100. The record is from RefSeq and is a predicted model, not a curated record. NCBI's taxonomy places the organism in Eukaryota, Metazoa, Chordata, Actinopteri, Characiformes, Acestrorhamphidae. Bases 346 to 7041 code for a protein of 2231 amino acids. The transcript has 40 exons.
GUUGUUUUGAAACGGAUUUUUAUGGGCAGUUUAGGGUUAAAACACUGUUUCUGCCCUCCCACUGCAUGUAAGCUAAUGUGAUAUGAGUGCCACCUAGCCUGGGAUUUUACUGUUCCUCUGGAAGAACGGGGACCAGCUUAUUCAUUUUUUAGUUUUUAGUUUCUAAGGCCCUGGCAGUUCACUGCAAAUUCUGUACACUGGAUUUUGUGUGUUGGUUGGACCUGAAAAGCUUAAAUGUGAAUACACCUUUGUGUCACAACCCUGGGAUGCCCUCUUCCUAAUAUAUGAUGCUGCGAAGAGCCAUGGUGGACAACUGGAUUUAAAAACUGUCUUCUGCGCAGCAUCAUGUCUGCCCUGCUGAUAGCCGUCCUGGUGUUUCUGGUUCUUGGGAUUGUGUGUGUCUUUAUUCUAAGAUGGCUGGGCUGCAGGUUGGCUGUGAAGUUCUUCCACAGCGUCCUGAAUGCAGAGCUGAAGAUCAAAUCAGUGGGCCUUUUCUCAGUCCGAGGAAUUAGUGUCCAGUUUUUGCCUCAACAUACACUGGAAAUAGACCAAAUAUGGGUUUCAAGCAAAUUAGUUAACCAAGACUUGCCGAGGUACUUGGCGUUAUGUGUGGGUGAGACUCGGGUACGGAUCGAUCUACAGGAGCCCCUCCGGCCACAGGUUCUAAAGAACCAUGGAGGAAAUAAGCGCAAGCCACCACUCAGCUCCUCCACACUGCACUUUCUCUCCCAGCUCUUAUCACUCCACAUCGGCUCCAUAAACGUAAUGGUGCUGAACCUGCUGCUCCCUGAGUCCCUGUGGCACAUGACCAGCACAGGCAUCACUCUGCUGCUCGAUCACCAAAGCAAAAGGUUGGCCUGGGACUUCUCAGUGGGACAGCUUAGCAGUAAAGUUCUAAAAAGCAAACUGCAGGAUACGUGUCUGGCGGAGGUGUCUCUGGGCCUGGCAGUGAGCGGGGAUGUGAGUUUGCCUGAUCUUCGGCCGGGUCAGCUUGCUCUGAGUGUGAGGACCCUGCUGGCAGAGCUGCACGAGGGGCUGUUCCACUCCCAGCUUCUGCUUCCCAAAGCAGCAUCUCCUCCAGACAGCAACACUACCAACACAGAUCAUGCAGAUGAUCAACAUAUCCAGUUGGAAGCAGUGGAGAAGCUUCAACAAGUGAUACCACAGAAGGUCAAUGUGGAUUUUGAGAACACUAACAUUACCCUCUCCAUGCACAGUCAGAAGCGGCAUCUGAACUGGACGCUAAAAUCUCUGAAGGUCGGUUACGACUGUGAUCACGAUCAGCUCCCCCUGAAGGCCUUCAGUUCUGAGCUCAGCUUUCCACACAGCAGCCUGGAGCUCCUGCUGGAAGAUGGGCUUCUUCUCUCACAGAGUAGGCAGAGGAUUAUAUGUCUCAAUACACUUAAAACUCUGCUGCAGGUGACCUCAGCGGAUAUCUGUGGCUCUGUGGCUAUCAACACCUGUAUAGUUCACUACCGGCAGCAGGAGUUCUCCCACUGGCUGGACCUUCUCUCCUGGGAACAGCGCACUCACAGAAAAGCAGCACACAGAAAAAGACCCUUCCCACUUGUUGAUGUUCCAGUCAAAAUCAGCACUUCUGUGUCCAAUGUCAACGUGUCUGUUCAGCUGGGAGACACUCCACCGUUUGCUCUCGGUUUCAUCUCCACCAGUGCAGAACUGCAGCACUUGGUAGAUUCUAGUACAGAAGAAGAAAGUGUGCAGGGUCUGAAUAUGAGCCAGCGAGUCUCUCUGUCCCUGGACCACUUUUGGUGGAGGGUGGGCCAAGGUUCUCACAUCCAGCAGGCUCCCCAUCCACCAGGCAAACACGUGUGGGGCGAGGCCCUCAUCCUGGACUCUUUCACACUGCAGGGCAGCUCCACUAAGCCCCAGGGUGUAGACUCCAAAUCUGCUGCGAGUGUGUGUGCAGAGUCCAGGCUGCAGGGCCUGCAGGUGGAGGUAUCUGAGACCUGCACUCUGUGUCUCUCUCGCCUGCUCUCUCUUUUAAAACUGGGUCAGUCUCAGAACUCCAUCACUCCUGAACCUGAAUCUAUAACACACGAGUCCUCAGCUCCUUGUCCGCUGCUCCCGGUCUUAAAUCUUCAGCUCAACCUGCAGGACACCAACGUGUUCACCCUCUCAAAUGUAGCAGGAGCCGUGGCGUUGAGGGUCGACACAGUGGAAGCUGCUAGCUCGUCUGAAAGCUCGCGAGUCUCAGUGCAGGGGGUUUCUCUGGUGGUGCUGAAAACACUUACAGAGAGUAUGGAGCCAUGCUGCCCUGCAGAUCAGACCUGCAGCCCCAUCCUCAGCCUCAGCAGCCUCGCUGUGUCUUACCAGAACACCAGCCGCACCCUGGAGGUCCAGAGCAAAGAUUCUUUAGCGCUUCAUUGGACUCCAUCUGAUCACAUGUUCCUUUAUCAGCAUGUGUGUGAGAGCCGGAGCUGCUGGAGCUCGGUGUCUGUAGUGCUGAAUGUGAAGCAGAAGGAGACACACUCAGACUCUACAGCUCUAUCUCCUCUGGGAGCUCCCAAUGUGUGUGUUGAACUCGCUAACACCAAGCUUACUGCGCAUGUGGGCGACCAGAACUACAUCAUCAUCCAUGCAGAUGGUCUGUCCGUCUCCAAGCAGAAUGAAACUACUAACGUCAAGGCGCCUCGCCUCGUCUUCAACUUCGAUGGCAAUGACAUCUUUACGUUCUCUGACCCGGAGCUUCAAAUGCUAGACGUGCCACCAAGUGAGCUUCAGGAACAUCGGGCUCGUUUCCCGUUUCUCACCACGCCAAACAACCGUGCCUGGAUCUUCUAUUUCCCCAGUCUGACUGUUGAGUUCCCUUACCAGUACAACUUCUCCAGCACCUUCGACAAGGCCAUCAGUGUGCAGAAAUGGUUGAAGAGUCUCCACCGUGGCGUGGCGGAGCCGCCCAAGACCGAGCGCCUUCCUCCAGAUUUGCUGUUCCGUGUGGUCCAGUUCUCUUUCGUCUUCCUGGACGACGUCUUCGAGAUUAAACUGAGGGACAACUACGAGCUGAUGAAGGACGAGAGUAAGGAGAGCGCUAAGCGGCUUCAGCUCCUUGACCGCAAAGUGGCAGAGCUUCGUAAGCAGCACGGUGAACUGCUACCAGCACGCAAGAUUGAGGAGCUUUAUUCCUCGCUGGAGCGGAAGCACAUCGAAAUCUACAUCCAACGCUCCCGACGUCUUUACGCCAAUACGCCCAUGCGCAAGUCCCUGCUGACCUGGACCCUCAACCAGCUGGAGCUCGUGGUGUUAGCCGACCAGUCCCUUCACGGGGUGGAGCGCGUCCGCCAGCUGCUUCGUGAGAUCGAUGGCGUCAGCCCCUUUCCCAGGGAGGGCCUGCCUCUGCUGGUGCAGUGGUGCCGUGCAGUCAGAUUCAAGGUGGCUGCCUUUCUAGUGAGGAUCCGGGAUUACCCCCGUUAUCUCUUUGAAAUCAGAGACUGGGAGCUGUCGGGACGGCUGAUUGGAACCGAGCAGGACGGGCAGCUGCGUGGACGACGCAAGGAAGUGGUGCAGCUCGGCCAGCCGUGGGGAGAAGUGACCGUCCACCGAAACGUUCCCCCUCUAAAAUUCUACUAUGACCUCACCUCAAACGUGUUCCUCUACACUAUUGUGUGGGGACCGUGCUGGGACCCUGCUUGGACUCUGAUUGGCCAGGCGGUUGAUUUACUAACAAAGCCUACAGCAGACCCUUCCCCGCUGCUGACCUGGUGGGAUAAAAGCAGACUGCUCCUGCACGGACGCUGGCACAUGAACAUCGACCAGGCCAACCUGCACCAACUGGCUACUGAGGACCCAUACAAUACUACAGAGAACAUGCACUGGGAGUGGAACAAACUGGACUUUGACUGGAAUCCUGGACAGUUCGUCUUUAAGGGUGACAUGGAUGUCAAUGUUAGGACAGCGUCCAAGUAUGAUGAUAUCUGUUUCCUGCACCUUCCCAAUCUUUGUAUGACCCUGGACCUCCAAUGGCUUUGUCAUGGUAACCCACAUGAUCACCACGGAGUCAUGCUCUGCUGUGCUGAUAACAUCGCCGAUGUGACUUCAGGACAACCACAUGACUCCUACAGGGCCUUCCGUUCUGAGAACCUCAACCUCUCCAUCACCAUGGACCUCAACCAGAACGCUGAUGCAGGAUCUUGCCAGCCCCAAAUCCUCCUGUACAGCAGCACACUGCGCUGGAUGCAGAACUUCUGGGCCACCUGGACCAGCGUGUCACGGCCCAUCUGCAGAGGCAAACUGUUCCACAGCCUGCGUCCGUCCCGCAAGAAGCUCGGCCAGCAUUACAAACAGAUGUCCUACACAGCUGCAUUCCCCAAGCUGCAGGUUCAUUAUUGGGCAUCCUUUGCUCAGCAGAGAGGCAUUCAACUGGAGUGCAGCAAAGGCCAAAUAUUUACAAGAGGAUCACAGAGGCUUAUUCCACAGGCGGGCACAGUGAUGAGGAGGUUGAUCUCGGAGUGGAACGUGACUCAGAUGGUGAGUGAACUGUCUCUGGUCACCGUCCACCUGAUGUCCUCUACCUCAGACGAGACAGCUGACCACCAGAUCAACGCCCAGGUGAAAAAGACCCACCUGCUCAGCCUGUCCUCCCUCAGCUACCAGAGACAAAGCAACCGAAUCGAGGAGGAGGUCACUUCCAAAGAUGAGACCAACUCCUCCUACACCCACAAGCUUUGUUUAGUGGACCUCCGUGCUUCCUGGACCACCACCAACAGGAACAUAGCUUUUGGCCUCUAUGACGGUUACAAGAAGGCAGCAGUGCUGAAGAGAAACCUCUCCACAGAAGCCCUGAAGGGUCUGAGGAUCGACACACAGCUACAGGCCAAAAAGCUGAAGCGCACCAUGUCUACUUAUUCCUCUAGUGCCCCUCCCUCCACUCCUGUCAUCCAUACUGUCAUCCGCCCAGAGAAGAGCCAUAAUGAAGGCACAUCCAUGCUGCAGAAGCUGAUCGAGGAGACGGAUAAGUUUGUGGUGUUCUCUGAAGAAGAUUCGGGAGUGAGUGAUCAGCUGUGUGGAAUUGCUGCCUGCCAGACAGAUGACGUUUACAACCGCAACUGGUUCAUAGAGCUCGUCAACUGUCAGAUGAUGCUGCGGGGCACCGAGACGGUCGGCUGUGUGCUGGUAUCUGCUGCAAAGGCUCAGCUGCUGCAGUGUGAGCACCUUCCAGCCUGGUACAACGACACCCUGAAGCAGAAGACUACGUGGACCUGCUCGCUGGACUGCAUGCAGUAUUUUGCCACUAUGGAACCAAACCCUUCUGAAAAGGAGGAUGUGCAGCUCUGGCUAGAGGUGAAGAACAUUGAGGAGCACAGGCAGCGUAACCUGGACUCAGUGCAGGAGCUGAUGGAGAGCGGACAGGCUGUGGGCGGCAUGGUCAGCACCACAACAGACUGGAACCAGCCAUCCUUAGUGCAGGAGACACAGCAAGUUCAGCGCAUCAUCUCACGCUGCAGCUGCCGCAUGUAUUACAUCGGCUACAGCCACGAUAUCGACCCAGAGCUGGCCACACAGAUCAAACCUCCAGAGGUUCGGGACCGUCAUGAGAAAGAGGAUCUGCUGAAGAAGCAGGCUGGUGCAGUAGACACCUUCACCCUGAUUCAUAAUGAACUUGAGAUCUCCACAAACCCAGUGCAGUAUGCCAUGAUCCUGGACAUAGUCAACAACCUGCUGCUCCAUGUGGAACCAAGACGCAAGGAGCACAGUGAGAAGAAGCAGCGGGUGCGGUUCCAGCUGGAGAUCUCCAGUAACCCGGAGGAACAGCGCAGCAGCAUCCUCCAUCUGCAGGAAGCCGUGCGCCAGCAUGUGGCUCAGAUCCGCCGCCUGGAGAAGCAGAUCUAUUCCAACAUAAGGUCCCAACCAGAGGAGAUGAGGGGAGACGAGCUGUCUGAUAUUAAUCUGCGCCUGCAGAAUCAGCUCAACCAGGAGAAAACAGAUUUGCAGAUGAAGAGUGAGGAACUCAACAUUCUCAUCAGGUGUUUUAAAGACUUCCAGUUGCAGCGAGCCAAUAAGAUGGAGCUGCGGAAGCCUCCGGAAGAUGUGAGCGUGGUUCGCCGUACAGAGAUCUACUUCGCUCAGGCGCGGUGGUGCCUCACGGAGGAGGACGGCCAGCUGGGCAUCGCCGAACUGGAGCUGCAGAGGUUCAUGUACAGCAAGCUAAACAAGUCUGAUGACACAGCUGAACAUCUCCUGGAACUUGGUUGGUUCACAAUGAACAAUCUGCUUCCCAACGCUGCUUACAAGGUGGUGUUGCGUCCCCAGAGCCCCUGUCAGUCGGGGCGUCAGCUCGCCCUACGCAUCUUCAGCAAAGUCCGCCCACCCGUGGGAGGGAUUUCUGUCAAAGAGCAUUUUGAGGUCAAUGUGGUGCCGCUUACCAUCCAGCUCAUGUAUCAGUUCUUCAAGAGAAUGAUGGGCUUUUUCUUCCCUGGGAGAAACGUGGAGGAAGAGGAAGUCGGGGAUGAAGAAGACAAGUUUCGACUCGUCACCACAGGUGUUGUGAAGCCCAGGCAGCUGUCUGAAGACUCCAUCGCUGGGCUGGGCCCCAGUAAAGGGGUGACGCAGGGGAUAAAUCGUACAGCAGGGGUCCGGAGAUCCUUCCGUAAACCACCUGAGCACCCUGUCGAUGACAUUGACAAAAUGAAAGAGAGAGCAGCGAUGAACAACUCUUUCAUCUAUGUCAAAAUCCCUCAGGUUCCCCUGUGUGUCAGCUACAAGGGUGAGAAGAGCAGUGUGGACUGGAAGGAUCUGAACCUGGUGCUGCCAUGUUUGGAAUAUCAUAACAAUACGUGGACCUGGCUGGACUUCGCCAUGGCUGUGAAGAGAGACAGCCGGAAAGCUCUGGUUGCUCAGAUGAUAAAGGAAAAGCUACGUCUGAAGCCGGCUGCUGUUGCAGAGUCUCGUGGGAAAGUGACUGAGGGGAAGGUGGACAGCAGCGUUCAGCAGCAGGAGGAAGACGAAAAGGCCCGGCUGCUCAUCGGCCUCAGCUCCAACGACAAGAGCUCGAGCAAGAAGAGCAUCUUCAGCCGACGCAAGUGAGCGACUGUCCUUCACGGAGCUCAGGGUAUAGAGAUGCUGAGUCCUGCUGAGCCUGGGCCAGGCAGAGCCUCUCACCAUUCACCACGUAAAGGACGAGCGAGUGCUCUCUCAUAGUUCUCUUCACCAGAGGUGCCUUCAGACGUCCACGCUGGCUCUGGACGAAUGAGACCAAUGAGGCCGAGGAGAUGUUCCCGUUGAGGAGGACUGCUCAAGAAUCACACUACUGUCUUUGAAGAGGGCACCAUACUUCUGAAUCAACGUUCUGAAUCACAGUCAUGAAAUGGUUUAGUACCAUAAUCAUAUGUUUCUGUGCCACUGUAGUUCAGUGCACUACAUUCACGACGGUCCUCAAAUAUCAAUGUAGAUGUACAUUUCAUGAAGCCCUGAUGAGAUUAGGGUGGAGAUUUUAUAGAGAGAAGAGAAGAGUUUAUUAAUUUCAGUCUCCCAGUUUCUGCAGUAACUCAGAAAUAAAUAACGGUUCCGUUUUGAUGAUGUUUGGUGAUGUUUUGAUCUCCUGCAGGCUCAGGAGACUCAAAUCUAAAGGGAAAUAAAUCUAAAGGGUCUUUCAGGCACAAUUGUAUGGUUUUGGUGAGAGAGGGAUUAACAUGUAUACUUUGUAUGCAGUAUUACAAUUUCACUGAAGCCCAUACCCAAUGCCUUUACCACUGAAAGAAAAGACCACCCUGACUGAAAAUGUAUACAUUUAAUUAAUUUCACAAAAUUUGCUGCUUUAAAGCUUCAGAUUGAACUAUAAUUCCAAAUAAGUCCCAGGUAUGUAAUAUAACAUUUUCAACCUCAGAUUUACUGUACUAAAAAAACAUAUUGAAAUAUUUGUGCAAUACCUAAAAACAAAGCAAAGCACAUCAUAUCGUAUCUGUCUGGUAUAAUGGUUGUGUAAUGAUGUUGCUGUUUGUGGGGAGCUUUACUGUUUGUAAUUUUUUGGAGCACUCUCAAUAAUGCUAUUUUUAACACUGUGGCACUUUUGAAGUUGUUUAUUUUUUUCCAGAGUUUUGUAUCCUUUCAUUUCAAUUUCGAUAUUAGAUGCGGUUGGUUUUGUUUUUCAGCUUCUGUCAAGAAAGAGCAGAUUUAUUUCAGACUAAAAAGAAGUGUUGUAUUUUUCCUGUUAUUUCAGAGCCUCGGCUCUGUUGGGGAAUUUUUCAGUAACAUGAAGUAUUUCACCAUGCUUUGUACACAAAUUGUCAAUAUUAAAAUUAAAGCCCCAACAAAUCUUUA